Messenger RNA from Cornus florida, 2833 nucleotides. RefSeq names its product receptor-like protein kinase ANXUR1. The record is from RefSeq and is a predicted model, not a curated record. The coding region runs from base 1 to 2607 and encodes 868 amino acids. NCBI's taxonomy places the organism in Eukaryota, Viridiplantae, Streptophyta, Magnoliopsida, Cornales, Cornaceae. Gene Ontology annotation, molecular function: protein kinase activity; ATP binding. The transcript has a single exon. Gene Ontology annotation, biological process: protein phosphorylation.
AUGCACACAAAUACCCACAUUUUGGUUUUUAUCAUAUCUCUAUUUCUUGCUUUCAAUUCCUUCCAUGCUGAGAGCUCCGACACGAAGCCCUUGAUAUUGAGCUGUGGCUCCAAGGAUGGUGGAACAGAUGGCGAUGGCAGAAAAUGGGAAUCGGAUUCGAAGUAUCUUCCAUCCUCAGAUAAGUCAGUUUCAGCCAGAGCUCAAUCUCAAGAUCCUUCACUUCCUUCCGAAACUCCCUACAUGACUGCUAGGAUUUUCACCUCGGAGACCUCUUACCAAUUCCCCGUCAACUCGUCCUCCCGUUACUGGCUUAGACUCCAUUUCUACCCUUCUGCUUAUAGCAAUUUCAACGUCUCCAAUUCCUACUUUUCUGUCGUGGCUGGAGGGAUUACUUUGUUGAACAAUUUCAGUGCUUCAAUCACAGCAGAAGCUCUCACGCAGGCCUACACCGUCAGAGAGUUCUCCUUGGCUGAUUUGAAAUCGGAUUCUCUGACUAUCACCUUCAAGCCUUCUGACAAGUUUAGUGGUGCAUUCGCUUUUGUCAAUGGCAUUGAGGUCAUCCCGAUGCCGGACUUAUUUGAUUCUGCAACUAUGGUGGGGUUCUCGGACCAGUCUACGGACAUCAAGGCUGCUAAUUUUCAGACAAUGUACAGAUUGAAUGUUGGUGGCAAAUACAUUCCUCCAACCAAUGACUCCUCCGGCCUUACCAGGAGUUGGUAUGAUGAUUCACCAUAUCUCUCCGGCGCUCAGUUUGGUGUCACCUCUGAGGCACCUAGUAAUGUCACAAUCAAGUACAAUGAUGUGCCGGAGUCAAUUGCUCCGCUUGAUGUGUACAGAACUUCGAGAUCAAUGGGUCCGAAUCCCAACAUCACCAUGAACUAUAACCUCACAUGGAUUUUCCAUGUUGAUGCCAAUUUCACAUACAUUGUGAGGAUGCAUUUCUGUGAGUAUCAAUUGCACAAGGAAAAUCAGAGGGUGUUUGAUAUAUACAUCAACAACAACACGGCGAUGCCUAGUGCUGAUGUGAUAGCGUGGGCACAAGGAUCAGAGUCUGUGCCAGUGUACAAAGAUUACUCUAUAUAUGUUAACGAUCAACCUGGAGAUGAGGAGCUCUGGGUGGCUCUUCAUCCUUCUGUCUCAGCCAAGCCUGAGUACUAUGAUGCAAUUCUCAAUGGGUUGGAGGUUUUCAAGGUUAGUGACGCCAAUUCCAAUUUGGCAGGACCUAAUCCCACUGUGUCGGACUUGAAGAAGAAGCAACUGGAUGAGGGGGAUAAGAGUUUUGCUCCCAAGAAGUCAUAUGUCAGCGCGAUAAUCGGUGGAGCUGCUGGUGGAGCUGCUGCAUUUGGUUUAGCAGCUGCAGUGUGCAUUGUAUUGCACAAAAGGAAGAGGAAACUCCCCAAUGGUUCCGAGUCGCGCACCUCUAGUUGGCUGCCAAUUUAUGGCAACUCCCAUACUUCAGCAAGCAAAUCAACAAUCUCGGGAGCUAGUCAUUGCAGUGCAGCAAUAUCAUCUGAUGCUGCCAGCAACUGUCGCUACUUCUCCUUGGCGGAGAUACGGCAUGCCACCAAGAAUUUCGACGAGUCUAACGUGAUUGGGGUUGGUGGAUUUGGGAAGGUGUAUAAAGGUGUGGUAGAUGGAGAUGUGAAAGUGGCUAUCAAACGAUCAAACCCGUCCUCGGAGCAAGGAGUUAAUGAGUUCCAGACCGAAAUUGAGAUGCUUUCCAAGUUAAGGCACAGGCAUUUGGUUUCUCUGAUUGGUUUCUGUGAAGAAAAUAGUGAAAUGAUCUUGGUUUAUGACUACAUGGGACAUGGAACUCUGAGGGAGCAUCUCUACAAGGGUAACAAAAUUACUCUGUCUUGGAAGCAGAGGUUGGAGAUUUGUAUUGGAGCAGCUAGGGGACUUCACUACCUGCACACCGGGGCCAAGUACACCAUCAUUCACAGGGAUGUCAAGACCACAAACAUUCUCUUGGAUGAGAAGUGGGUUGCCAAGGUUUCCGAUUUUGGGCUCUCGAAAACAGGUCCCAACAUGAAUCAAGGCCAUGUCAGUACUGUGGUGAAGGGUAGCUUUGGUUACUUGGAUCCUGAAUAUUUCAGGAGGCAACAGCUGACUGAGAAGUCCGAUGUGUACUCAUUUGGGGUUGUUCUUUUCGAGGUCUUGUGCGCCAGGCCAGCUCUCAAUCCUAGCCUCCCCAAGGAACAAGUUAGUCUUGCUGAUUGGGCUCUGAAUUGCCAAAGGAGAGGCGCGCUGGAGGACAACAUUGAUCCCCAACUCAAGGGAAAGAUAAACUCUGAGUGCUUGAAGAAAUUCUCCGAGACAGCUGAGAAGUGCUUGGCUGAUCACGGGGUUGAUCGUCCCUCCAUGGGCGAUGUGCUGUGGAAUCUUGAGUUUGCUCUCCAAAUGCAAGAGAAUCCAGAUGGCAGCACAAAACCAACUAAUUCGGGAAGCAGUAUCGAGUAUGAGCAUUUCGAAGAAAUGGAUCACAACAGUUUCUUGGCAAUGCAUCGAAACACCCUAAGCCUCGGAAGUGAUAAUGAUACAACUGAGAAAUCAGAUGAUAACACUGCUGAUAUCUUCUCACAGAUUGUCAACCAAAAGGGAAGGUGAUGAUGAUCAGUUUCUAGAUCUGUGCCAAUCACUGGUCUGUCAUUGAGUUUCAGUAUACUACAUUUACUCUCUGUACUGUGUGUUGGUUGGGUCUUUCAAUCUUCUCUUCUUAAAUUUUUAGUAUCAUUUAUGGGAUGACCAUCCAAGCUAAAUAGAAACUUGUACUCUUACGUAAGGAGUCCAGAGAAAGAGUAUACUUCAGCUCCUACUAUUAUAUAUAAUUAUG